Messenger RNA from Pangasianodon hypophthalmus (striped catfish), 1414 nucleotides. It is a transcript of the gene crybb1l3, whose product is annotated as crystallin, beta B1, like 3. Gene Ontology annotation, biological process: visual perception; lens development in camera-type eye. The transcript is spliced from 6 exons. NCBI's taxonomy places the organism in Eukaryota, Metazoa, Chordata, Actinopteri, Siluriformes, Pangasiidae. Bases 148 to 777 code for a protein of 209 amino acids. Gene Ontology annotation, molecular function: structural constituent of eye lens. The record is from RefSeq and is a predicted model, not a curated record.
CAGGAGCAUCACUGGGGUGUAUUUGUAUAUAUAACCCUUCCUGUAGCUGGAACCAGAGCUUCAUUUGGGCCUUGCCAUCUUUUCCUCUGCCAGCACCUCUCUUACAUUCCAUCGCUCUCUUCUUGACUGCAGUGUUCUGCCUCAGCCAUGUCUCAUACCGCUGUGCAGGGGAGUAUUGGGAGCCGUUCCGCCAUAGGGAUGCACACAUACAAAAUAUAUCUGUACGAGUGUGAGAAUUUCCAAGGUCGGAUGAUGGAGUUGAACGGCGAGUGUCGUAAUAUCUGCGAUAAGGGCUUUGACCGUGUGCGCUCCAUCAGAGUGGAGUGUGGCCCAUGGGUGGGUUACGAACAGCAGGACAUGCGUGGGGAGAUGUUCGUGUUGGAGAAGGGAGAGUAUCCUCGCUGGGACACUUGGUCCAAUAGUUACCGCUGUGAUCGUUUCAUGUCCCUCAGGCCAGUCCGCAUGGACCCCCAGGAUCAUAAGAUCUGCCUGUAUGAGUGUGCGAACUUUGAGGGCCGUAAGAUGGAGAUUUGUGAUGAGGACAUCCCCAGUCUGUGGUCCUAUGGCUUCUAUGACAGAGUAGCAAGCAUUCAGGUCUCCGGAGGAACGUGGGUUGGGUACCAGUACCCAGGCUAUCGUGGAUACCAGUACCUGUUUGAGUUUGGGCCCUUCAAGCACUGGAAUGAGUGGGGAGCCAACCAUCCCCAGAUCCAGUCCAUCCGCCGAGUGCGAGACAUGCAGACACAUCGACGAGGCUGCUUCGAGAUGACUGCGUAAGCGACACAGCAGGAACUGAUGGACAGGUUACAGGAGAGUCUCUGUGGUGUAUAAAAUUAUCCCUCAAUUUACACAGACCACUUCAGACCCGUGUGAAGAGCUCAAUCAGUUUACAAGGUGAAAUUAUGUGUUAUGAAGCUACAGCUCACACAGCCUAAUAAUUUUGUUAAGCCUUUUCCUUGCAUUCACCUAUAUUUAUCCAUAAUGUGUUAGCUCUAUUUAAAUUAAAUUGCUUUUUUAAAUUAUUGGGCACUUUCCCAGCAAUCUAACUUAUUAUUUUUAAUGCAUGCUAGCUAUUAAUUAAUUUUCAAAAAACUGUGCAUUAACUGCACAUUCCUACUGAAGCAUAAAUUAUGAACUGAGCAUGCGACAGGUAUUGGAAUGAGAAAACCCUGGCCUCUUAAUCUUUUCAGAAAAGACUCCUUAUGUAGUAGGCUUAAUUGUAUAAGGAUUUUAUUUUCUGCUCUUGUUUGUGGACAAGAUUCACAUCCCCGUCAUCUCAUGUGAUGAGGGGACUGUGCAGUCCUGUCACACAUAUCUCUCUCAGGGAUGCUUGCAUCUGGAAAUUCUUAUAUUUCCCAUAAAGACAAAUAAAUAUUUCAGACCUCAGUAUUGCACAACAGUACUGUUAUUCUAC